Messenger RNA from Linum tenue, 5049 nucleotides. Lineage: Eukaryota; Viridiplantae; Streptophyta; Magnoliopsida; Malpighiales; Linaceae. The record is from the annotation of a GenBank genome assembly.
CUAACAUCUGUCCUUUGACGUUUCAGCGGAAAUUGCAUUUGCUUUAACUGCACUUUUUCCCCUCUUUCUUUAAUGGGUUUCAUGUUUUACGACUUCUUGAUGUUCGCUUUGCUUCCACGCUGCAGAGUUGCUCACCAAGAAGUUCCUGGGGGAAGAAGUGAGAGUUUAUAGAAACUUUUUCGGGGAGGAUCUUCGUCGUCGUCGAUCUGUGUAAUGGCUGGGGAGAAAGAUGAGGAGGAGCAGAUUGAGGGAGAGAUUCCGCCUUCUUCAGAUCAUACUGCUGGGGAAGCAGGAGGAGGUGAUGGUCAUGAAGCAGGGCAGGGGAAGAAACCAACAGCUUCUGCUGCUGAGAACUCCGCUGCCAAAUCGGUUCCAUUCACGAAGCUCUUCUCGUUCGCGGAUUCUACUGAUGUAUUUCUGAUGGUUUUGGGGACGAUUGGUGCGAUUGGGAAUGGUAUGGCCAUGCCUCUCAUGACUGUGAUUAUGGGGCAAACCAUCAACUCGUUUGGACAGAACCAGGGCAGCAAAGAUGUUGUCCACGCCAUUUCCAAGGUGUCGCUGAAGUAUGUGUACUUGGGAAUCGGAGCUGGGGUGGCCGCAUUUCUUGAGGUGACUUGCUGGAUGGUAACGGGAGAAAGGCAGGCAGCAAGAAUAAGAGGCCUGUAUCUGCAGACGAUUCUGAGGCAGGACAUUGCUUUCUUCGACAGCGAAACGAGCACCGGAGAGGUCGUCGGCAGGAUGUCAGGCGACACUGUCCUGAUUCAAGACGCGAUGGGCGAAAAGGUUGGCAAGUUUCUGCAGCUGACAGCAACAUUCAUAGGCGGAUUCGCCAUAGCAUUUAUCAAAGGGUGGAUGCUCUCCUUGGUCAUGCUGUCCGCCAUUCCACUUCUGGUACUGGCCGGCGCCAUGAUGGCCACGAUCAUGUCCAAGAUGACUGCUAGUGGGCAGCAGGCGUAUGCAGAGGCCGGGACUCUAGUCGAGCAAACGAUUGGCUCCAUUCGAACUGUUGCAUCAUUUACCGGGGAGAAGCAAGCGAUCCGCAAUUACGACAAGUUUCUGGCAGUUGCAUACAAAGCAGGGGUGAAAGAAGGCCUCACCUCUGGGGUAGGCAUCGGCGUAAUGAUGGUGAUUGUGUUCUGUAGCUACGCCUUGGCCAUAUGGUACGGCGGGAGGCUGAUACUGGAGAAGGGAUACUCCGGCGGACAAGUUUUGAACGUCAUCGUCGCAGUUUUAACCGCAUCCAUGUCACUGGGACAGGCAGCUCCCCCGAUGGGUGCGUUCGCGGCGGGGAAAUCUGCGGCGUACAAGAUGUUCGAGACGAUCGACAGGCGUCCAACGAUAGACGCCUCGGAUCCCAACGGAAGGACGCUGGACGAAAUCCGGGGCGACAUUGAGCUGAAGGACGUGCAUUUCUGCUACCCGGCUAGACCAGAGGAGCAAAUCUUCAGCGGGUUUUCGCUCUUCAUCUCCAGUGGGAAGACUGCUGCAUUGGUUGGGCACAGCGGGAGCGGGAAGUCGACCGUGAUCAGCCUGAUCGAGAGGUUCUACGAUCCGCAAUCGGGAGAAGUAAUGAUCGAUGGAAUCAACUUGAAAGACUUCCAGCUGAAGUGGAUUAGACAGCAGAUUGGGCUGGUGAGCCAGGAGCCGGUUUUGUUUUCGUCGAGCAUUAGGGAGAAUAUAGCAUAUGGGAAGGAUGGUGCCACUGAUGAAGAAAUUAGGGCCGCAACCGAACUUGCAAAUGCUGCCAGAUUCAUUGACAAGCUUCCUCAGGGUGUGGACACGAUGGUUGGCGAGCAUGGGACACAGCUUUCGGGCGGGCAGAAACAGAGGAUCGCCAUAGCCAGGGCAAUCCUAAAGAACCCUCGAAUUUUGCUGUUGGAUGAAGCAACGAGCGCCCUAGAUGCGGAAUCAGAGAGGGUUGUGCAAGAAGCACUGGAGAGGAUCAUGGUGGAAAGAACAACUGUGAUCGUCGCUCAUCGAUUGACCACCGUAAGAGAUGCUGAUGUGAUUGCUGUCAUUCACCAUGGAAAGAUCGUUGAGAAAGGUUCUCAUGCAAAACUACUAGAGGAUCCAGAGGGAGCAUACUCGCAACUAAUUCGCUUGCAAGAAAUGAACAAAGAAACAGAGCAGCCAGAAUCAGAACAUCAAGAUCCGGAUAGGAUCGAACUCGCUUCGGAAUCAUUCCGACAAUCAAGCCUGAAAAGGUCAUCGAUAAUGAGAUCAACAAGUAAAGGUUCAUCGAGAAACAGCAGUCGCAGGUCGUUCUCAGUCUCGUUUGGUGUCCCCGCGGGCCUCGAUAUUGUCCCCCUAGACCAUCAAAACAUGGAGGAAUUGGAAGACUUCCCAAGAAAGGCAAACACCCCAGACGUCCCAAUCUCCCGCUUGGCUUACCUGAACAAGCCGGAGCUCCCGGUUCUCGUGGCUGGUACAAUUGCAGCAUGUGUCAAUGGCGCCAUCAUGCCCCUCUACGGGGUCCUGAUAUCCAAAGCAAUCAUGUCCUUCUUCGAAACUCCUAGCGAACUAAAGAAGGAUACCAAGUUUUGGUCACUCAUGUUCAUGACUCUUGGGUUGGCAACAUUAAUCGUGCAUCCAUUGAGGUCGUAUCUUUUCUCGAUCGCUGGGUCGAAAUUGAUCCAGAGGAUAAGGUCGACGUGCUUCGAGAAGGUGGUUCGCAAUGAGAUCGGUUGGUUCGACGAGCCCGAGCAUUCGAGUGGGGCUAUUGGUGCUCGACUCUCAGCGGAUGCUGCCAUCGUACGGUCUCUAGUUGGGGAUGCUCUGGCUCAGACUGUCCAAAAUGUGGCCACAGGGGUUGCUGCUUUGAUCAUUGCUUUCACCGCGAGUUGGCAACUCGCCUUCAUUAUCCUUGCGUUGAUCCCCCUCACGCUCAUCAAUGGCUUCGCCCAAGCGAAAUUCAUGAAGGGAUUCAGUUCCGAUGCGAAGGCAAUGUAUGAGGAAGCUAGCCAAGUGGCGAAUGAUGCGGUUGGGAGCAUAAGAACUGUUGCCUCCUUCUGUGCCGAAGAUAAGGUGAUGGGACUGUAUAAGAAGAAAUGCGAUGGACCAGUGAAAACUGGGGUAAAGCAGGGGCUCAUAAGUGGAGUUGGCCUAGGAAUGUCUUCCUUAUUUCUCUACUCUUUCUAUGCAAUCAGUUUCUACGCCGGAGCUAAACUAGUUGCUGGUGGUGACGCAACGUUCCCAGAUGUUUUCCAGGUGUUCUUUGCUCUGACCAUGGCAUCAAUAGGAGUAUCUCAUUCAGGCAGUGGUGCUGAUACCUCCAAGGCCAAAGCAGCAGCUGCUUCAGUGUUCUCAAUCAUAGAUAGGAAGUCUCAAAUUGACCCAAGUGAUGAGUCAGGAACUGUACUAGAGAAUGUGAAAGGAGAGAUUGAACUUGUUCGUGUCAGCUUCAAGUACCCAUCUAGGCCAGAUGUCCAGAUCUUCAGAGACAUCAAUUUAGCCAUCCAGUCUGGAAAGACUGUUGCACUGGUGGGUGAAAGUGGAAGCGGAAAAUCGACGGUGAUUGCAUUGUUGCAGAGGUUUUACAAUCCAGAUUCGGGCGAGAUCACGUUGGAUGGCAUCGAAAUCAGGAAGCUUAACUUGAAAUGGCUAAGAAAGCAAAUGGGGUUGGUUGGCCAAGAACCUUCACUAUUCAAUGACACGAUUCGAGCAAACAUUGCAUACGGCAAGGAAGGAAAUGCAAGCGAGGCAGAUGUCAUAGCCGCAUCAGAGCUUGCCAAUGCCCACAGUUUCAUUAGUGGAUUGCACCAAGGCUACGAUACGAUUGUCGGGGAGCGUGGAAUCCAACUAUCGGGUGGGCAAAAGCAGAGGGUUGCCAUAGCUCGAGCUAUUGUGAAAGAACCAAAGAUUCUGUUACUAGAUGAAGCGACCAGUGCACUAGAUGCGGAGUCUGAGAGAGUAGUACAAGACGCGCUAGAUCGCGUAAUGGUGAAUCGAACCACCAUUGUGGUGGCUCAUCGUCUGUCUACGAUUAAGAAUGCAGAUUUGAUUGCAGUGGUGAAAAAUGGAGUGAUUGUGGAAAAGGGCCGCCGUCCUCUGCACCAAGGCCGGCGGCUACCAGCUGAAGACUCACAGUGGCGGCCACGACUACGAAGACCUCUACUACGUCUCCGAAUCCCCUUUCUUCAUCUUCGACGUGUUCAAUCUCCGCUCCAUCGAAAUCGACGCUGCCACCAAAUCCGGCUAGGUCUAGGCCGGCGUACCCUCGGCGAGCUCUACUACCAAAUCUGGCAGAAGAGCAACGUCCUUGGGUUCCCCGCCGAGAUCUGCCCCACGGUCGGAGUCGGCGAGCACUUGAGUGGCGCCGGAUACGGGAACCUCCUGAGGAAGUACGGCCUCUCAACUGACAACGUCGUCGACACCCAAAUCAUGGAUGUGAAUGGAAAACUUCUCGACAGGGAUUCUAUGGGGGAGGAGAUGUUCUGGGCGAUUUGCGAUGGCGGCGAAGCUAGUUUCGGCGUUAUCAUCGCGUACAAGAUUGUGCUCGUACCCGACCCCGAAACGGUUACCAUUUUCAGGGUAGAGAAGUAUUUGGAGCAAAACGUGAUUGAAUUGGCUUAUCAAUGGAAACUUGUGGCUUCGAAGAAGACGAAGGAUGUGUUCAUGAGGAUGCUCCUGCAGCCGGUGAGUUCAAAGACGAAGAAAGGUGAGACCACGGUCAGAGCGUCGGUUUUGGUAGAGUAUUUGGGGAAUGCCGACAGUCUUGUAGCAUUGCUGGACGAACCCGGCAGCAUUGUCGAGCAGCUGAGCAGGCAUCAGGAAUCGGUCAACUUCGGGAAGAGGAAGUCGUACUAUGUUCAGACCCCGAUCUCGAAAGCUAGUUUGGAGUGGAUUUGGAAGAAGAUGAUCGAGUCGGGGGAAAUAGGGUUCGUGUUCAACCCGUACGGUGGAGCGAUGGACGAGGUGUCGGUGACCGAGACGUCGUUUCCUCAUCGUUUCGGGAAUCUUUACAAGAUUCAGUACUCGAUUUCGUGGAAGGUGGUCGGGGUUGAGGCAGAGAAGAAUUAUAUGGGCCAGAUUCGGAGGAUCUACUGCUAA